Messenger RNA from Cuscuta campestris, 1831 nucleotides. Lineage: Eukaryota; Viridiplantae; Streptophyta; Magnoliopsida; Solanales; Convolvulaceae. The record is from the annotation of a GenBank genome assembly.
GCACGCUACAGUAACCUUCCCUCCCUCCCUCUCUGAACUUCUGAAGUUUCUAGUGUUCGAGGAAUCCGCGAUCGGAGAUGAACUCGUCGAGCUUGCUACUGGAAGAGCCGAUUCGGAUGGCUUCCAUUCUCGAGCCUUCGAAAUCGAGCUUCUAUCCGGCAAUGACGAAGAUCAUAGGGACGCUGGGAACGAAAUCGCGAUCUGUAGACACCAUUUCGGAAUGCCUCAAAUCUGGAAUGUCUGUUGCGCGCUUUGAUUUUUCCUGGGGCGAUUCUGAGUAUCAUCAGGAGACAUUAGAAAAUUUGAAGACGGCCUCUAAGAACACGAAGAAGAUGUGUGGAGUUAUGCUGGACACCAUUGGCCCGGAAAUGCAAGUCAUCAAUAAAAGCAACCAUCCUAUUUCUCUUCAAGCAGACUCCUUACUGGUUUUGACUCCCGAUGUAGAAAAGGAAGCCACUUCAAAUCUACUCCCUAUAAAUUUUAGCUGCUUAGCAAAGUCGGUGAAAACCGGAGACAACAUUUUUAUUGGUCAAUACUUGUUCACAGGAAGUGAAACUACCUCAGUGUGGCUUGAGGUAACUGAGGUUAAAGGAGAGGAUGUGGUUUGCCUGAUAAAAAAUGCUGCCACCUUGUGCGGUUCUUUGUACACUUUACACGUCUCUCAAAUUCACAUUGAUCAGCCUACCCUGACUGAACAGGAUAAGGAGGUCAUAAUCACUUGGGGAGUUAGGAACAAGAUAGACUUUCUUUCACUGUCAUAUACACGACAUGCAGAAGACAUUCGACAUGCUCGUGAAUUUCUUUGCAAGUUAGGGGAUUUGAGUCAAGCUCAAAUUUUUGCAAAGAUUGAAAAUGUGGAGGGAUUGACACACUUUGACGAGAUUCUACAAGAAGCAGACGGAAUCAUUUUUGCCCGAGGAAAUCUAGGGGUUGAUCUCCCCCCUGAGAAGGUGUUUUUCUUUCAGAAGGUUGCACUGUUCAAGUGCAACAUGGCCGGGAAACCAGCAGUGGUUACUCGUGUUGUGGACAGUAUGACUGAUAACUUGCGACCCACUCGUGCUGAGGCAACUGAUGUUGCCAAUGCUGUGCUAGAUGGCUGUGAUGCGAUUCUCCUAGGUGCAGAGACCUUGCGAGGAUUAUAUCCUGUUGAGACUAUCUCGAUUGUUGGCAAAAUUUGUUCUGAGGCUGAGAAGGUUUUCAACCAAGACCACUAUUUCAAGAGAGCUAUUAAAAAUGUUGGAGAACCAAUGUCUCACUUGGAAUCUAUUGCAUCCGCUGCGGUGCGGGCUGCCAUCAAGGUCAAGGCAUCUGUUAUUAUUUGUUUCACAUCAUCAGGGAGAACAGCAAGAUUAAUAGCAAAGUAUAAGCCAACAAUGCCGGUGUUAUCUGUUGUUAUCCCUCUCAUGAAGAGCAACCAACUUAGGUGGACAUUUUCUGGGGCUUUUGAGCAGGCAAGACAAUCUCUCAUAGUCAGAGGCCUUUUCCCCAUGCUUGCUGAUCCUCGACACCCGGCCGAGUCCACUACUAACGCAACAAACGAGUCAGUGUUGAAGAUUGCGCUGGAGCAUGGGAAGGGCAUGGGGGUAAUAAAGCCGCAUGACCGGGUUGUGGUAUGCCAGAAGAUAGGAGAUUCUUCUGUUGUGAAGAUCAUUGAGCUUGAGGACUAGAAGAGCAAUCCAUAUCCAUGUAGGUUGUUUCAUUGCUCUUGUCUAAUUAAGCUUUUGCAUUACUAAUUCAAAAGCCAUUUUUCUUAGUAGCCAAUUGGUGAUUGGCAACUAUAAUCAAGUUUUUUUGUUAUCGUUUAGAGGCUUAAUACACUCUAUGUGCAUGA